AUGAAUUCGAUUUUCUCUCGUAGAGUCGUCGUCGACUCAUCUUCACGUCUCACCAAAUGGCUCGCAAACCCAACAACUCAUUCUCACCCGAAUCACCAUCAUCACUCCUUCACUUCUCUCUACAGACCGAGCCAGAGCCGCCAUUUUCGAACCCACUAUCUUCCUUCGAGCCCAUCGUCUCCUCCGGCGACCCGAUUCGACCCUUCUCUCCUAUGCCGAUCGGAGAAAAUUCGCGGGUUUUUCGCGGGCGCUUUAGGGAGCAAAGCCGCGAAAUUGGGAAAUCUCGUGGAAUCCAGAGUUGCGUUCUACGGUUCUCAGUUUCCCAAAAAGGGUUUCCAAUUCGAGGGCUUUUCUGGGUCUCAAAGGCGUGACUGGAAGCAUUGGCUUCAAGGGUUAUCAGCAAAUGACGUUGUUCUUGGACUGAUAAUAUCCAACACUGCUGUGUUUAUGAUGUGGCGAGUUUUCAACCAACAAUUCAUGAUGAAUAAUUUCAUGAUAUCGUUGGACAAUUUCAAGAGUGGACGUCUACACACUCUGAUAACUUCAGCAUUCAGUCAUAUUGAUAUUGGACACAUCAUCUCAAACAUGAUUGGACUCUACUUCUUUGGAUCCAGUAUCGCAAGAAACUUUGGCCCUCAGUUCCUUUUGAAGCUCUACCUUGCUGGAGCGCUUGGUGGCUCUGUUUUCUACUUGAUUCACCAUGCUUAUUUGGCUGUGUCAUCGCCCAAGGGCCAAGGAGCUUUCGCGAGGGAUCCAUCUAGAACACCGGGACUGGGAGCGAGUGGAGCCGUGAAUGCCAUCAUGCUGCUAGAUAUCUUCCUGCACCCAAAAGCUACUCUAUACCUUGAAUUUAUCAUUCCAGUUCCUGCAAUGUUACUUGGAAUCUUUAUCAUAGGAAAAGACCUUUUAAGGAUAGCAGAGGGGAACAGUAACAUAUCAGGUUCGGCUCAUUUGGGAGGAGCUGCUGUUGCAGCCGUUGCUUGGGCUCGGAUUAGAAGAGGUCGCUUCCGUUACUGA
This is a messenger RNA of Microthlaspi erraticum, 1017 nucleotides long. NCBI's taxonomy places the organism in Eukaryota, Viridiplantae, Streptophyta, Magnoliopsida, Brassicales, Brassicaceae. The record is from the annotation of a GenBank genome assembly.